Linum tenue is the source of this 2272-nucleotide messenger RNA. The record is from the annotation of a GenBank genome assembly. Lineage: Eukaryota; Viridiplantae; Streptophyta; Magnoliopsida; Malpighiales; Linaceae.
GAAUGGGAAAAAGGAGUGGUGAUUAUCGAACAAAAUUAAAGAGAGAGAGGAGAGAGGCAUUAGUUUCUUCGCCACCGUCCUUUCCCUAUUUUCUCUCUCUUUCUUUCUCCACUCUCUCCCUCUCUCUCCCGAAAGAAUUUUUUUUUCGAAAGACAAGAGGCUCUGAAACUCGAAAUCUAGGGUUUCAAUUUCCGUAUCAUACAUUUCUGGUUCGUGUUUUGUUCACGGGUUGAUUCCGAUUGAGAGAAAGGGUAGGAAGAGUAGAAAAAAGAUUGAAAAGUUCGAUCGACAAGGGAUCUGGAUCUGUUGUUUAAAAGGAAGGAGGAAGAGAGAAAAUGAGCUUGGAUUCAGUUCCUUCGAGCACUCAUGGAAGCCUCGACGAGCAGAUUAAUCAGCUUAUGCAGUGCAAGCCAUUAUCUGAGCAAGAGGUGCGGGGGUUAUGUGAGAAGGCUAAGGAAAUUCUUAUGGAAGAAAGCAAUGUCCAGCCGGUCAAAAGCCCUGUUACAAUCUGUGGCGAUAUUCAUGGGCAAUUCCAUGAUCUUGCAGAGCUUUUUCGCAUCGGAGGAAAGUGCCCAGAUACAAAUUACCUGUUCAUGGGAGAUUACGUGGAUCGUGGGUACUACUCUGUUGAAACUGUGACCGUAAGAAAUAUUCUGAUCCUCGAUAUGAUCUUGGUUUUGAUUUCUUGCUUUUGAAUGAUAAUCUGGAACAACUCGUGAUUCUCUGUGCCUCUUUACAAUGAUACUUGUCAAAUGAUGUCUUUAUAGGUUCUUCACUGAGGCUAUUUCUUCUUUCUGUUUGAUGUUUUCGAAUUCCAUGUUGACUCCAUUGAAUUUUCAGCUGCUGGUGGCCUUGAAAGUGCGUUAUUCCCAAAGGAUUACCAUUCUGAGGGGAAAUCACGAGAGUCGUCAGAUUACUCAAGUUUAUGGAUUCUAUGACGAGUGCCUGAGGAAGUAUGGAAACGCAAAUGUGUGGAAGAUAUUUACAGAUCUUUUUGACUAUUUUCCACUGACAGCAUUGGUGGAGUCAGAGAUUUUUUGUCUUCAUGGUGGAUUGUCUCCUUCCAUUGAAACCCUCGACAAUAUCCGCAACUUUGAUCGUGUCCAAGAAGUCCCACAUGAGGGUCCCAUGUGUGACCUUUUGUGGUCUGAUCCCGAUGACCGAUGUGGGUGGGGUAUUUCACCGAGAGGUGCUGGAUAUACCUUUGGUCAGGACAUCUCUGAGCAAUUCAACCAUACUAACAACUUAAAGCUGAUUGCAAGAGCUCAUCAGCUUGUCAUGGAAGGCUAUAACUGGGGUCAUGACCAAAAGGUGGUCACUAUAUUUAGUGCACCUAAUUAUUGCUACCGUUGUGGAAACAUGGCAUCUAUUUUGGAAGUCGAUGAUUGCAAGGGUCACACGUUCAUCCAGUUUGAGCCAGCUCCACGGAGGGGAGAACCCGAUGUAACCAGGAGAACACCUGAUUACUUCCUAUAAGCUAAAACCUCUAAGCAUUGAGCUGCUGUGGAUCCUGUGGCCGGUGCCUACUACUUCCUGCGUUUUCUUGUUCCGAGAGGCAUCUUUUGUUUAUCUUAAGAAGACUAAGACGGACGAACUUUCACUUCGACGGUAUAGGGUAAAAGGUGGAGAAAAUGCAGCUAUUUAGAUAAGGGGAGAAAGGUGGGGUUUUGAGCUUUAGCGAGGUAGGGUUUCCUUGAAUGUGAUUGUCAAAAGCAAUUAUGGGGUUUUGGUUCAAGUGUACUCUCAACAGGAAGAAGGCAAAAGCAGUGGAGUUGGGCAAAUGAUGCAUGCAGUAUAUGUAACAUUUUCAGGGCAAGACAGUGGGGGAUCUUUUUUUUCUUCUUUCUUUCUUGUUUUUAUUCCUUGAUUUUUGUUCUUUCUUCACUUAAUUUUUACUUUUCGUUUUACUAUUUUUGUCCCCUCUUUUAAUUUUCAAUUUCUUUUCUUUCUUUCCUUUCUGUAGAAGGAUUCUUAUUUUGGGGAGAACCGUGGGGAGUUAUGUAGAGGACCGAUCAAUCAGAUAACUGGUUAAUGGGGUGCUUUCUCGUGAGUACUUUUCAGUCAUUGUUCCUGUUGUUAAGCUGUUGGCUUAUUGACCUGAUCGAGUUUUCUGCUGUAGGAACUUGCUUUACAUAUGGUAUAUGGUUGUCUGUUAGGCCCUGCUGUUCCUCAAAUCGGGUUUCCUCGAUUAAGUUUGUUUUUGGUUGGUUCUCCAUUAGGCGUUGUACUGGUUUCGUUGUGACAGAUUAUGGUGAUAUCAAAGAGAUUUAUC